AAGCCAGCAGACCGGCAAUACCAUCUACCAAUGGCGUGGAGGAACCGCAGCGCCAUCACUGAGUUCAUUCUCACUGGGCUGUCUGACGACCCCCGGAUCGAGGCUCUGCUUUUUGUACUCUUCCUGGCGAUUUACCUCCUCACCAUGACCGGGAACUUGACGAUGCUGCUGGUGAUCAGGGCGGACACCCACCUCCACACUCCCAUGUACUUCUUCCUGAGCAACCUGUCAUUCUUGGACCUCGGCUUCUCUUCGGUCACCGUCCCAAAGCUGCUCAAGGACCUCCUGUCUGCAAGGAAAACCAUCUCAGUAGAGGGCUGCCUAGCGCAGGUCUUUUUUGUGUUCAUCACUGCCGGGACUGAAGCCUUUCUUCUUUCCAUGAUGGCCUAUGACCGCUAUGCUGCCAUCUGCCACCCGCUGCUCUACGGCCAGAUGAUGAGCAAUGAGCUCUGUGUAAAGCUGGUACUGCUCUCCUGGGGCCUGGCCUCUCUCAACUCAGUAGUCAUUGUACUCCUAGCUGUUAACCUGGACUUCUGUGAGGCCCGAGUCAUACACCACUACACCUGCGAGCUGCCCUCUCUCUUUCCUCUGUCUUGUUCCAAUGUCUCCAUCAAUAUCAACAUCUUGAUCUGCUCCACCCUGCUGCAUGGGCUUGGCACUUUUCUCCCAAUCUUCUUCUCCUAUGCCCGCAUCGUGUCUACCAUCCUGAGCAUGAGGUCCACCACAGGGAGAAGCAAAGCAUUUAAUACGUGCUCUUCUCACCUGGUAGCGGUGAUCUUGUUCUUCGGGUCGGGUCUGGUUCGCUAUCUUAUGCCUACGUCUGGUUCCUCUCUCGAUUUUCUCUCCUCCUUACAGUACAGUGCAGUCACACCCAUGCUGAAUCCCCUCAUCUACAGCCUAAAGAACCAGGAGGUGAAGGCAGCUGUGAAAAGGACAUUGGGAAAAUAUCUACAUUACUUUGGGUGA
Molecule: messenger RNA, 966 nt
Organism: Jaculus jaculus (lesser Egyptian jerboa)
Lineage: Eukaryota; Metazoa; Chordata; Mammalia; Rodentia; Dipodidae
Product: olfactory receptor 8S1-like
Exons: 2
Coding region: 31-966 (311 amino acids)
Biological process (GO): G protein-coupled receptor signaling pathway
Cellular component (GO): membrane
Molecular function (GO): G protein-coupled receptor activity; olfactory receptor activity
Source: RefSeq, a predicted model, not a curated record